This is a messenger RNA of Hemibagrus wyckioides, 2145 nucleotides long. RefSeq names its product aquaporin 8a, tandem duplicate 2 (gene aqp8a.2). Gene Ontology annotation, molecular function: water channel activity. The transcript has 5 exons. Gene Ontology annotation, biological process: transmembrane transport; water transport. The record is from RefSeq and is a predicted model, not a curated record. The coding region runs from base 1033 to 1806 and encodes 257 amino acids. NCBI's taxonomy places the organism in Eukaryota, Metazoa, Chordata, Actinopteri, Siluriformes, Bagridae. Gene Ontology annotation, cellular component: plasma membrane.
GGACAUAUAAAGAAAAUAUAACUACAUAAAGCAUAUUAUUAAUGCAUUAUAUUAUAUUUUUAAGUUUACCUCAGGUAAUAUACCUUUAGUCAUUCAUCAACAUGGAUUACAGAAUACCCAACUGAAAUCAUGCAAAAGUGUAAUAACCUCAUAAAUCAGACAAUGGCUAUAAAAACAUAAUAUACAAGUGCACUCAAAAAUGGUUCAAUGAUCACAGAAUCUAACGUUCAGCGAAGCUCCAGAAUAGUGGGCUGAGCCUCUGCAGGAUUCCUUACAGCAUGAGAUCGUAAGAUUCCUUACUCUGUAUUCUCCACACUCAACAACCCUUAAAGGAGAUGAAUCAGUGCCGUCACGUUGGCAACGGAUGUUGCACUAAAUUUACGAAUGCCGAUAAUGGUAAUGUGUUGUUUUUUUGUUGGUUUUCUUUUAGAAUUAAAUGUAAUUAAAUGAAAAGUUUGUUACAUACUGUGUGAAAUCAAGCUAAAUAACUACAAAGAUAUUUUUCCCUAAACAUCAUCUUAUACCUGUCUUUACCAUGGGUGCCAAUAAUUCUGGGACACAAGAUGUAAGAAAAAAAUUAUUGUAUCUUCAGUCCUUUAAUAAACUUGUGUUCCAGCAUCAGCUGAAAAAGAAAAAGAUAGUGAAGGACAUGCAAUCAGAUGCUGGAUAUUUUUUAAUUUAGCACAGAACCAGCAAUAGAAUUAAGAAAAAAAGAAUAUUUGCAGUCUCAACCUUGAAUAUCCUCAGUGUAACCUACAAAAUCCCAUUUCUUAUGAUGUUUGGCACUUGAUAGGACCAGUUUAUUCAUCUCCUGCCAGGUUGUUUGACGUUUCCUCCGACUGUGUCAUAAAUGUGUGGAUUGUUGCAAACAGUCUGGACUCUGGAAAUAAGGGUCAAAGUAAUAACACUCCUAUUGUGUCAGCCUAGUGAUAGUAAAAUGGAACUAUUUAUAAAUACCAGUACAGAGGUUACUAGUCAUUUACACCCUGGUCUUUUACCAAAGCAGUUACAACAUACCGUAUUUGCUUGAAGAUGGAAGAAGAGAAAGUGGAGCUUAGAGAGCUAGAGAGAUCUUCAGAAGACAAGGUCAAAAAGGAAGCUAAACCACCCAACAGGUUUGAGAGAAUAAUCCAGCCAUGCAUUGCUGAGUUGGUUGGGACUAUGUUUUUUGUCUUUAUUGGUUGUGUAUCAGUGAUUGAGAAUGUAGAGGCAGCUGGUCGUCUGCAGCCGGCGCUGGUGCAUGGGUUGGCUGUGGCUGUAAUGGUAGCCUGUAUGGCAGAGAUCAGUGGGUCCCAUUUCAACCCACCAUUUACUUUGGCGAUUUUCUUAUGUGGAGGAAUGCAGUUUGCAAUGGUUAUCCCAUAUCUUAUCAGCCAGCUUGUUGGAGGUGUGCUUGGUGCUGCAAUGUCAAAGAUCAUGACAUCGAAGGAAAACUACAUAAAUGCCACUGGUGCAGCUUUUACCAUUCUACAAUCAGAAGAACAAGUACCAGGGGCUAUAUUUGCUGAGAUAGCAAUGACCUGUCUGGUGACUAUGGUCGUGCUCCUGGGGGCAGUAAAUGGGAAAAGCAAGAGUCCCAUGGUACCUUUCCUGGUGGGCUGCACUGUGAUUGUCAACAUCCUGGCAGGAGGUGAUGUAUCUGGCACCUGUUUGAACCCUGCAAGAGCUCUCGGACCUGCACUGCUGGCUGGUUACUGGGAUUAUCACUGGGUAUACUGGGUUGGCCCUAUUAGUGGCGGCUUGAUAGCUGCAGCCCUUGUAAGGCUCCUGCUGGGCGAUGAGAAGAUCAGAGUUAUUAUGAAAUGAUGGCACAAUUCUGGAAAAAAAAACACAAGCCUGUUUGUUUAAUAUCCAACAGCGUUGAUGAAACUGUCAGAGUGCUUAACUGGUCAUGUUGCCAGCUGAAUUUGUAUAUGCCACAGUAAAAUAUUGAUAAUAAUAAUAAUAAUGUAACUUUUCAACCAAUAAUACAGAAGUUAAUAAACGGAGAAAAAUGUACAGUAUUGAAUUAACUCUUCCAGAAAUUUUGAAUUGUUGUGUAAUGAUGAAUUUUAUACCGAAACAUGAAAUAAAUCAAUUUUAUGAAAGUACCUUUGUGAUUUCCUGAACAAACAAGCUGAAAUAAAAUUAUCUAUGGAUUUAUCU